CUCCUGACUGUCAAAUACCAGCUGCUGACGGCACCCCGAGAUCCCGUAACGCACGUCCUUUGAACCCAUCAUUCUCACUUCAUUUCAUCACCUUUAAUUCCCAUUCAUCAUCACCACAAUCCAUGAGAUUCACUUUUCACUUUCCCCUCAUUCCUCACCACCUUUGAACCACCUCUGUGGCUUUGUCACGCUCUAUUCCGGCGGCGUCGACGGCGUAUCAUCCGAUCUGUGGAAGUUCUUCCUAUAGAAAUACAUGGAGUCGAUACUCGCGAGGGCGCUGGAGUAUACUCUUAAGUACUGGCUUAAAUCCUUCACUAGAGAUCAGUUCAAGUUACAAGGACGGACUGUUCAGCUCUCCAAUUUAGAUAUAAACGGUGAUGCGUUACACGCGAGUCUUGGAUUGCCUCCGGCUUUGAAUGUUACAACCGCGAAAGUCGGGAAGUUAGAAAUUAUACUUCCUUAUUUGAGCAAUAGCACAGACAGUGCACAAACGCCAUCCAGUCCUGCAAAAGGCAGUGGAUAUGGAUUCGCAGACAAGAUUGCAGAUGGAAUGACAUUAGAAAUAAGGACUGUCAACCUUUUACUUGAAACUCAUGGAGGUGCUAGACGUCGUGGAGGGGCAACUUGGGCAUCACCAAUGGCAUCUAUUACUAUCCGCAACCUCUUGCUUUAUACCACAAAUGAGAACUGGCAGGCUGUAAACCUUAAGGAAGCCAGAGACUUCUCAAAUGACAAGAAAUUCAUCUAUGUGUUCAAAAAGCUUGAAUGGGAGCAUCUAUCAAUCGACCUCCUGCCUCACCCUGAUAUGUUUGCAGCAUUUUCUGAAGGUGCAUUUAAAGAUGAUGAUGGUGCAAAGAGAGUUUUUUUCGGUGGGGAGCGGUUUCUUGAAGGAAUUUCUGGAGAAGCUUAUAUUACCAUACAAAGAACAGAGCUUAACAGUCCAUUAGGGUUGGAACUCCAACUACAUAUUACUGAAGCUGUGUGCCCAGCUUUGAGUGAACCAGGGCUUCGCGCUCUUCUUCGCUUUUUUACGGGAUUGUAUGUUUGUCUGAAUAGAGGAGACGUGAAUCCAAAUGCUCAAGAGCGAUCAGCUGAAGCUGCAGGGCGUACGCUAGUCUCCAUUAUGGUGGACCAUAUAUUCUUUUGCAUCAAAGAUACUGAUUUCCAGUUAGACCUUUUGAUGCAGUCACUUCUCUUUUCUCGGUCAAGCCUCUCUGAUGGAGAAAUCACCAAAUGUUUAACUCGGGUCAUGAUAGGUGGACUAUUUCUGCGGGAUACUUCCUCUCGCCCACCAUGUGCAUUAGUACAACCAUCAAUGAAUGAUGCUGCAGAGGAACCACUACGCAUUCCAGAUUUUGGAAAGAAUUUCUGUCCUCCAAUAUAUCCAUUAGGAGAUGACCAAUGGAAAUUAAGCGAUCGUGUUCCAUUAAUUUCCCUCCAUUGCCUCCAGUUUUUGCCCUCACCUGCCCCACCUUCCUUUUCUACACAAACUGUCAUUGAUUGCCAGCCUCUUAUGAUACAUCUUCAAGAGGAGUCGUGUCUAAGAAUAUCAUCUUUACUAGCUGAUGGAAUCAUGGUUAAUUCCGGUGACAUUUCACUGGAUUUCUCUAUCAACUCCCUUGAACUAAACAUCAAAGGAACAGACAUCACAAUUCCACUCGAAAAUCAAAAAUCUAAUUAUCCUUCAUUUGAUAACUCCUUCACUGGAGCAAAACUUCAUAUUGAAAACCUAUUUUUUCACGAGUCACCUUCCUUGCGCCUCAAGCUACUCAACCUUGACAAAGAUCCCGCGUGUUUCUGUCUAUGGAAAGGCCAACCAGUCGAUGCCAGCCAGAAAAAAUGGACAGGUGGCGCUUCUGUUCUUAAUUUAUCUCUAGAAACACGUAACAGGAAUGUAAUCAACGAUUCCGGUCUCCAAUCUUCGGAAUUGACAUGUGUAGAAGUGAAAGACGCUUGCAUUCAGGUCGCAAUGGUAACAGCAGACGGGACCCCUUUAACAGACGUCCCACCGCCAGGUGGCGUUGUUAGAGUAGGAAUCGCGUGUGAACAAUAUCAGUCAAACACUUCCGUUGACCAACUGUUUUUCGUAUUGGAUCUAUACGCGUAUUUUGGUUUAGUCAGUGAGAAGAUGGCCAUGGUUGGAAAAAGUAAACGGAAAAAAGCAGUGAAAAGUGAUGGAAAUUUAAUCGAAAAAGUUCCUGGUGAUACUGCGGUUAGUUUAGCUGUUAAAAACCUAAAGCUAACUUUUCUAGAAUCUUCCAUUCAAGAAAUAAUGCCCUUGGUUCAGUUUUUUGGAGAAGAUCUUUUCAUGGAAGUUACACAUAGAACCCUCGGUGGUGCAAUGGCAAUUUCGUCAAUUUUACGCUGGGACAAAGUCCAGGUGGACUGUGCUGAAACUUUUGAGACAAAUUUAAUAAAUUCAAAUGGUAACGAAUUUUGUCUCCCUAAAUUAAGACCCGUUUUUUGGGUGCAAAAAGGAAGGAAUAAGCAACAGUUUUUGAAUUUACGAAUGGUGCAUGUUAUUCCAUAUAACGCACAAGACACAGAGUGUCAUAGUGUAAGUUUGUCCGCUUGUGUUGCUGGUGUACGUUUAGCCGGUGGGAUGAAUUACACCGAAUCGCUACUCCACCGGUUUGGAAUUUUAGGACCGGAUGGUGGGCCGGGGGUUGGGCUUUCUGAAGGUUUGGACCGUUUGUCUGCGGGCCCAUUUUCAAAACUUUUCAAACCAUCAUCUCAUAAAAGCAUAGAGGAGAAGGAUAGCGGUUAUUUGCAAUUGGGUACGCCUGAUGACGUGGACGUAUCACUGGAAUUGAAAGACUGGUUAUUUGCGUUGGAGGGUGCUGACGUGGCAGAAAGAUUGUUUUUCAAUAGAGAAGAGGGAUCGUGGCAUACAACUUUUGAGAGUUUUAAAGUUAAAGCAAACAGCAGGAAAAGUCGCUUAGUAAAUGGGAAGAAUAACUCGAAGCAUCCUAUUGAGUCAGUGACGGUUGGUGUUGAAGGGUUAAAGACGUUGAAACCACAGCAGCAGCAUAAAGGAGUUGUACCUUCAAAUGGGCACAAGGAAAGUGUUGAGCCACAUGGUGGGGUGGAUCUUGAAGCUGACAUAGUGUUAUCUGAAGAUGAUGGUCUUAAUGGGGUGAUUAAGUGGGUGGUGGAAAGUUUGAAAUUUUCUGUGAAACAUCCGGUUGAGGCAAUUGUAACCAAGGAUGAGUUGCAACAUGUUGCUAAACUGUGCAAGUCGGAAGUUGAUUCCAUGGGUCGAAUAACUGCUGGGGUUUUGCGUGUGUUGAAGUUGGAAGGAUCAAUUGGUCAGACAGCAAUGGAUCAACUAAGUAAUCUUGGAAGUGAAGGGUUUGACAAGAUCUUUUCAGCAAAUAGUAAUGGUUCUUCUAGUGUUGUUGGCUUGAGUCCAUCUUCCUUAUUGGCUUCAGAUGACAAACGUAGUACAUCCUUGGGUUCAACUUUAAGCUCACUUGAGGUGGCAUUAUUAGAUACACACACCAAUUGCACAGCUCUUGCUGCUAACUUAAGCACUUCUGAGUCCACCAAGCCACACCUUCAUAGUGUACAAGAACUCACUCUGAAACUCGAGAGUAUGCAGAAAUUAUUGGCCAAGUUGCAGACUCAACUCUAAUUCCACCUUCUACAUUAUUGCUGUGGUUGUACAAUUUCGGUAUUGUAUGGUCUCUCCCUUUCCCUCUUCCUAGAUAUAUGCAUUCUUUUGUGUAUAUAAUAGUGUUUACAUAUAUUAUUAUUAUUAUUUACCAGCACAU
This is a messenger RNA of Lactuca virosa, 3773 nucleotides long. Lineage: Eukaryota; Viridiplantae; Streptophyta; Magnoliopsida; Asterales; Asteraceae. The record is from the annotation of a GenBank genome assembly.